Effrenium voratum is the source of this 1845-nucleotide messenger RNA. The record is from the annotation of a GenBank genome assembly. Lineage: Eukaryota; Dinophyceae; Suessiales; Symbiodiniaceae.
AUGGGCGAGGCUGGCAGGGAUGAGGAGUUCGAGCGUUUGUGCCAGCUUUGCCGCGCACAACACCUCGAGCACACUGCGGGCCUGGCCAUUGCCAUGCGCAGCACGGGCCUGGCAGCCCGGCGCUCUGCCCAGGCGCGACGGCGGUCGCCGGAGCACUUGCACCUGGACCGGCGCCAGCUAGGCCGCUGCCCCGUGCUGGAAGAGGAGGGCAUGCUGCGCUUGCUGAACUACCAGAACAAUGCCAUCACCCGCAUUGAGAAUUUGGAUGGCUUGCCUCAUCUGGCAUUUCUGGACCUCUACGACAACAAGAUUCAGCACAUCGAGAGCUUGGACUCGUGCAAGAAUCUUCGCGUCUUGAUGCUGGGCAAGAAUCAGAUCCAGCGCCUCGAAAACCUGCGGAAUUUGGAGAAGCUGGACGUGCUGGACCUGCACAGCAACCGGAUCAAGGAGAUCCAGAACAUCCGACACUUGAAACAAUUGCGUGUGCUGAAUUUGGCGGGCAACCUCCUCCAGCAAGUCACUGGGCUGGAGGGCUUGUCCGCGCUGGUGGAACUGAAUAUCCGGCGCAACGCGAUAACCAGCCUGAGCGGGUUGGAGCGUGUGCCUCAGCUCCAAAGGCUCUUCGCAUCGCACAAUCACAUCGUGACCCAAGAGGGCCUCCGUGCUCUGAGCUCCAUGACGAACCUCCGGGAGGUGUCGAUGGACGGGAACCCUGUGGUGGAAGCUGCCGAGGUGUAUCGUGCCCACAUCGCGUCCUUGUGCCCGGCCCUGGAGAUUUUGGACAAUGCCAAAGUGGACCAUAAAAGUCUCGCAAGUCCUGCCACCGCAAAAGCAUCCGCCGCCCUCGUGGCCCCGGAAGCUGCGGAUGCUCCGCUUGAAGCGCCGAGACCCGAGAAGGAGAAGGAGAUAGACCGCUCCGCCAGCUUUGACAGGCGUCACCUCAGCUCCCGCAGCCCCCACUUGGUGGCUCACAAGCGCAUGACCAGCCGCGAGGCGGCAAAAGGCGUCACGAGCCUCGCUGUCUCGAGCGCGGGCCUUGCCGCAGGUCCGAAGGCCUCCUUUCGGGAGGAGCUGCCGAAAGCGCCGCAGGAGCAGAAGGCUGGGUCCAUGACAAGCGACGAGGUCCUGCAGGCCAUCAAGGAGCAAUGGGCGGAUGUGCUCAAGAAGCAGUGCCUGAUGACUCGCCAUGGCUAUGUGAAGAGGGGCCAGGCCUCCGAGCUCUCCAUCUUCGGGCGAGGCCUGGAUGCCUUGGAGAAGAUUGAAUACCAGACGGCAGUCACCAGCAUUUGCUUCCAGUACAUCAUGAUCGGAGUGCUGGUCAACGAGGUAGCACGCCUUGCCAAGUUCCAAGAUCUCAGCAGUAUCACCUUCGUGCAGAACGAGAUCACCUCGCCGCAGCAGCUGGAGGCUUUCCAACGGCUGCGCCUGCGGAGCCUUACCAUCAAGGACAAUCCUAUCUGCCGGGGCAGGGCGAACCUGCGUGUAAAUAUUCUUCGAUGGCUUCCGCAACUGCGAAAGAUUGACGAGCUGGAGGUUCAGGACUACGAGCGCGUAGAGGCGCAGAACCUCCGAGAUGCCUUGCCGGUAGUGGCUGCCGAAAGUCCAACAAACCGCAAAGACACAGAGGACAUGGUGCAGCAGUUGCUGAGCCACGCUUGCGAGGUGGACAGCCGAAUCUCCGCUGCCCACCUGCACUUCGAGCACGCGGUCGAGCAGGCGGCGGCCUGUGUGAUCUUCGUGCCCGUGGACGUCAUCAAAGAGCGGCUCCAGGUGCAGCUAGCAUAUGCGCACCUGGCGCCCGGAGGACUCGGGGGUCCACCCCUCCGUCCUACUCAGGGAGCUUGA